AUGGAUGUUCGGACGAUUGCCAUCGGCGAGGUUUUGGUCCGCAUUCUUUCUCGGGCAGUUUGUCUCCAGCUACGUGACCUAGAUGGCGAGGGUCUUCUUGGCAUCACAGCAGUUUGGGGUGGGGGUACGUGCGGGACAGAGGUCGUAGUUAGAGGCGUCCGCCGCGCUCUGGCUGACCACCCAGACUGGGUGGUCCUGCAGCUAGACGUGGCGAAUGCCUUUAACUCUUUCCACCGAGACAGGAUGUUUCAGGCGCUGCAGGCCAGCCCGGAGUUUCAGUGUCUGAUUCCCCUUCAUCGGCCUCUUCUACGGGACGCCCUCGGAUCUCCACUACAGCCGGUUCUGGCGGAGGGGGAUGUCCAGCUCUGGUCGUACGCCGAUGACACGUACGUGCUAGGUCCCCCAGACAGGGUGCUGCACCACUUUUGCCGAGAUCGUGUUUCGGCAGAGCUUCGCUUCAGGAGCGAGCCGUCUUCUGGAGGCGCCAUGCCUUGGAGGCCGUGCGUGCCCGUCACGACCUCUCCCUUGCACCUUGCCCGUUUGACUUCCCUUCAGGGCGGAGGUGCAGGAGCGUGGUUGACGUCGGUGCCGUACGCCGACCCACUGCGCAUCCCGGAGGCGCUGUGGCAGGCGGCUUCAUCUUCUCGUCUUGGUCUCCCUAUCCCCCAGUUAGCCCUUGCAGGUGGAGGACUCUACGCUGUUCACACAGUUGGAGGCGGCUCGAGCGAGACUACUGGGGACAGCCAGUGGUGGGAGAGGGGACACGGGCUGAGGUGUCCGGGGGAGCGGAGAGGCGAGGCGGGACAGCCGGGUGGCGGGGGACAGUGGGGACGGCACCAGCUGCGGGGUCAGGUGGAGCGAGGGACAGGUGGGCAGAGGGGACGGCAGGGGGAGCAGACGGGCCAGGACGGGGAGGGGGGGACGGCACAGGCAGCAGCAGGCAGAGCCAGUGGAGGCCGCGAGGCCCAGGGCGCCGCGCUUCCAGCGGAUCCACAGCGGGAGGGGAACGUGCAGCUGAGACGGGCGACCCCCACACAGAUUGGAGUGGCAGCAGCUAGGCGGGUGCAGGAGAAGCUGCGUCACUGGGGGCCGCACUUAGAGGGGCUGCAGCCGGCACCACACUUUUACGCUGUGCGUGGCGGAGACCUUUGGCCUUCUGAUCACACCCCCUGCCCCCUCAUGCCAUCCGCUCCCCCCGCCCCUACCCUCCGCGUGCCCGCUCCCUGCCGCCUCUUUGACCCUCCCUGCCCCCCUCGCCGUUUUCCACCGCCCGCCAAUUCGCUCCUCCCCGCCGUGCGCUCCCCUCGUUUACCUUCUCCUCCCCCCUCCCCUCCUCUGCUGCACGCCUCUUCCUUCCCCUCGCCGACCCACUCCACUCCCGCCCUCCUCAAUCCGCACACUGCCCCUCGUUCUCGCCCCCCUAUGCUUG
Molecule: messenger RNA, 1429 nt
Organism: Closterium sp. NIES-65
Lineage: Eukaryota; Viridiplantae; Streptophyta; Zygnematophyceae; Desmidiales; Closteriaceae
Source: the annotation of a GenBank genome assembly